This is a messenger RNA of Photinus pyralis (common eastern firefly), 5385 nucleotides long. RefSeq names its product collagen alpha-1(I) chain-like. The record is from RefSeq and is a predicted model, not a curated record. The transcript is spliced from 31 exons. The coding region runs from base 129 to 4871 and encodes 1580 amino acids. Lineage: Eukaryota; Metazoa; Arthropoda; Insecta; Coleoptera; Lampyridae.
CCGCCCGAUACAACUUAACUACUAACUAACUGCAAACGAGAUUUUUUCACAAAUUAGGUGUUAAAUUGAAGUGCACAACACCUAUAGAUCAAUUUCCUUUUAAGACACGUCAACCCACAAUUAAAAAAAUGAAAGUUACUCAAUCAGUUAAAUCAACACGGUCCUCAAUUUCUUUUGCUGCCAUAACCUUUUCGUUAGAAAUCUUAAUAGGUUUUCUAAUCUACAAAAGUCUUAAAAGUGAAAUUGAAAUCAAGCUCAUGAAUGGGGUACGUGAAGAAAUUUACAAAAAGGAACUGGAGCGAGUACUUACCGAAAAAGAUAACUGGACAGAAAUGUAUGAGACUACUGAAAUUAAUGAUCGCCCCAAAAGCAGAAACCGAAGAUUUAUAUCCUUCAAAUUAAGAAACAAUCGCAAACAUUCGGCCCCGGUGACUACCUGUCCUGAGAAACCUGGACCACCUGGACCGCCGGGUCCACCUGGAGUACCUGGAUUGCCAGGACCCGCCGUAAAUAGUGAUGACAUACCUUCUGGGCCCCCCGGGCCGCCUGGUUUACCUGGUGAGCCUGGGCCAACCGGACCACCUGGACCACCAGGAUUACCUGGAUACAUGGGACUUGCGGCAACUGAUAAUCAAAUGUAUAACCUUCCUGGGCAUCCCGGAGAACCAGGACAACCGGGUCGCCCCGGCGAACCUGGGCCACCCGGUCCACCUGGAUUACCUGGAGACACUGGAUCAGGCGUAAAUAACGAGUACAAAUUUCGUGGGAUUCCAGGAGAACCGGGACCUCCUGGACAACCUGGAGAACCGGGACAACCUGGACAACUUGGCGCACCAGGACAACCUGGUGAGCCUGGCCGGGCGGGCGAACGUGGAGCGCCUGGUCCACAAGGACCACCAGGGCCCCCUGAUUCUUCAGGAAAACGUCAUAACAUUCCAGGACCUCCUGGCCAACCUGGACGACCUGGUGAUCCAGGAGAACCUGGGCGACCUGGUGAUCCGGGAGCACAAGGAAGUCCCGGUGAACCUGGCCCACCUGGAUCUCCUGGAGUUGCUGAAGACUAUUCUGACACAUACCACAUUCCUGGACCUCCCGGACAGCCAGGACAACCUGGACGGCCUGGUGAACCUGGACCACCUGGAUCUCCAGGGCGAUCUGAAAACCCCACACAAGAUCAACUUAAUUGCGGAGAGCCCGGAACACCAGGUCCACCUGGGCCGCCUGGUCCGCCAGGACCACCAGGACAUAACGGGGAACCUGGAGGUUUGCAGCAAAUUACUGGACCACCUGGUCCUCAGGGACAGCCAGGGCCACCAGGACCACCAGGACUCGCACAAAGAACCGGACAUACUUUAAGUUAUGGGCAGCCAGGACCACCUGGACCACCCGGGCAGCAAGGAAGCCCAGGUUUCGUAGGGCAACCAGGAUCACCGGGUGAACGUGGCGCCCCUGGAGAAAAAGGCAAAGAUGGAUUACCGGGAAGGCUAGGAGAUAAAGGCACUCCAGGUUUACCAGGGAAGGACGGUUCAACUGGACCACCAGGACCUAAAGGUGAACCGGGGAAUGCCAAACAAAUUACUGGACCACCUGGCCCUCCAGGACAGCAAGGAAAACCUGGUUUCGCAGGUCAGCCAGGAGCACCGGGGUUACCAGGGCUGAGAGGAAAUCCUGGCGAGAAAGGCGCAGUAGGCCUUUCUGGACCAUCAGGUUCGCCAGGUCGUAUUGGUGCACCAGGUGAACGAGGGGCUCCCGGUAGAAAAGGUGAAGAUGGAACACCAGGCAAGCCUGGAGACAAGGGCAUUCCAGGGCCACAAGGGAAGGAGGGUCUACCAGGUCAGAAAGGGGAACCUGGGAAUACACAACAAAUUAUUGGACAGCCGGGUCGUCCUGGACAACCCGGGCCACCAGGACUACCAGGACUUACACACGGAUCCGGAAAUAUAAAACACCUCUAUGGACAGCUUGGGCCACCUGGCCGGGCGGGGCCACCUGGACCACCCGGAACACCUGGUUCCAUAGGCCACACGGGACCAACGGGGUCUCCAGGCCCGAGAGGGAAUCCGGGAGAGAAGGGUUCUCCUGGAUCGCCUGGUUUGCCAGGUCGUGAUGGGCUUGUUGGUCCACCAGGUGCUGUCGGAAGAAGAGGUGAAGAUGGAUUACGGGGACCACCAGGAGAUAAGGGCUCUCCAGGCGCGCGAGGUAAGGACGGUCUUCCUGGGCCACCCGGAGAAAAAGGAGAACGUGGGCAUGCAGCAGUCAAGGGAGCGCCGGGUCCCCCCGGACCCCCCGGGGAACCAGGACGGACAAUCGUAUCCGGUAAUACUAAAUCAAUGUACGGACAACCUGGACCCCCUGGAACUCCGGGACAGCAAGGGUUACCAGGUCCAAGAGGGAAUCCGGGUGAAAAGGGUGCGGUAGGUCGCCCUGGUCCACAUGGUAAUGACGGAGAUUCCGGUCCGCCAGGUGCACGAGGUGCCCCAGGCGGAAAAGGAGAAGUUGGAUUACCGGGAACACCAGGCACACCAGGGAAAGAUGGUCCACCAGGAGAAAAAGGAGAACGGGGUCAUGCACAACAAAUUAAUGGAGCACCAGGUCCUCCAGGACCACCCGGGCACCCAGGACCACCAGGACAAGCACUUUUAUCUGGAAAUAUUAAACCAAUGUAUGGACAACCUGGCCCACCUGGACAGCCAGGACAACCUGGACAGCAAGGACCAAAAGGGAAUCCAGGCGAGAAAGGUGCGGUAGGCCCCCCUGGUGUGCAUGGUCAAAAGGGAGAUUCUGGUCCACCAGGUGAACGAGGCGUUCCCGGAGGAAAAGGGGAAAAUGGAUCACCGGGAAAACCAGGCAUACCAGGGAAAGAUGGUCCACCAGGAGAAAAAGGAGAACGGGGUCAUGCACAACAAAUUAAUGGAGCACCAGGUCCUCCAGGACCACCCGGGCACCCAGGACCACCAGGACAAGCACUUUUAUCUGGAAAUAUUAAACCAAUGUAUGGACAACCUGGCCCACCUGGACAGCCAGGACAUCCUGGACAGCAAGGACCAAAAGGGAAUCCAGGCGAGAAAGGUGCGGUAGGCCCCCCUGGUGUGCAUGGUCAAAAGGGAGAUUCUGGUCUACCAGGUGAACGAGGCGUUCCCGGUGGGAAAGGGGAAAAUGGGUUAGCGGGAAAACCAGGAGAUAAGGGCUCUCCAGGCCAACGAGGAGAGGUCGGUUCACCCGGAUCACAAGGACCGAAAGGAGAACCUGCCCAUGCACAUGUAGUUAAAGGAGCACAGGGUACUCCUGGACCACCCGCACCGCCAGGUCCACCUGGACCGCCAGGGCCGCCUGGCCAGCAAGGUGUGCGCGGCGCCCCCGGCGUUAAAGGUGAUGAUGGAUUACCAGGAAAAUCAGGAAAGGACGGUCCACCUGGUCGUCAAGGAGAUAAAGGAGAACCUGGGCGCGCACAGCAAAUUAAUGGGGCGCCGGGUCCUCCUGGACCACCCGGGCCACCAGGUCGGACGGAGGGAUCCGGAAAUAUUAAACCAAUUUAUGGACAACCUGGCCCACCUGGAAAACCAGGACCACCUGGGCAGCAAGGCCCCAAAGGGAAUCCCGGCGAGCACGGAGUGGUGGGUCCCCCUGGUCCGCCAGCUUCACCGGGUAGUAAAGGAGACGCCGGUCCACCAGGGAAAGACGGAUUACCUGGACAAAAAGGUGAUAAAGGAAAUCCAGGAAGCCCAGGACCCCCUGGCACUCCGGAAGCUCCAGGGCAAACAGCCAAAACCGCUUAUGGCAUAAAAGGUGAUAAAGGGGAUCCUGGACCAAUGGGCCCAAUAGGAAGCCCGGGUGUAGCAGGAAAACCGGGAGAAACAGGUGCACGAGGAUUGCCUGGAGAACCUGGACGGGAAGGUUCCCCUGGAUUACGUGGUGCACAAGGUGUAACCGCUAAAGUGACGAAUUCUUCAACUGCUGUAACCGCUAAACCGAAGCACUCACAUUCGCAUGGUACUUGUGAUAUGAAAAGUAUGCGGUCCCCAAUCAUUGCAGGUAAACGAUGUCGGACAGGAGCAAAAUUCAGACUAAGUGGUUCAGCUUGCAAAAUGUAUGGAGUUGGAGGAAGACGCUCUGUUGGCACUGCCAAUGUAACUUACACCUCCUUCAUGGUCGACCCCAAAGAAAAGGUGAAUCAUAGCUCUUGUACAUUUUGGGCAACUACUGGUGACAAUAUGAAACUUUGGGAAUUUAAAGAUUCGAUUGCGUUGAGCUCUAAUCUUCCGUCCAGAAUAUACAAUCUCGCUAUUCCGUUUGACGGAAAUUCACAUGUGGUGUACGAUGGGUACUUCUUUUACAAAAUGAGUGGACAAGUGCCCAAGAUAAUUAAAUAUAACUUGGAAAGUGGAAAAUCAACUUCCGUUUUAAUACCUGGAUUUGCAAGAUGUAAAAUGCAACCUUUGUACCUUAGUGGUAUUAACUAUAUUGAUCUCAGCGUCGACCAAAAUGGCCUGUGGGCUAUUUUCUCUCACAUGCGCGAAGAGUCGACAGAGAUUGCGAAGAUAAAUCACUUGGAUAUGAGCGUAAUUUACACGUGGGAAAUUGGUAUAAGUAAUAAGCACUAUAUCGAUAUGUUCAUUGCAUCUGGAACUGUCUAUACUGUGGAUUAUUCACCAACUUUUGAGAUACAAAUAAGUUGGGCAAUCAACUUGAUACUUAGCAAUGUUACGAAAGUCAAUAUCAUGGGAAUUGAACAGACUGGAGAUAUCACUUCCAUCACCUACGAUCAUAAGUAUCAGGAGCUUUUAAUUGUCGAUGGCAAGGAGAGAAUGAUUUAUCCGUUUUAUUGCCAGGACAAAAAAGGUGGUUCCCUUUACCGUCCACGUAUACGGUAGUUUUUGGCAUCCAGUAAUGAUAGCCGGUAGAAUUAAUCGCAGUAAAAAUGAAGUUUGGGAGAACUUUUGAGAAUUUGCUCCCCUGCCAUGUGUGCACGACACCCUUGGUGUUUGAUUGCAGUAAUCUCGCUGAAAAUCGAAUUGAUUUAAAACCAAAAUUUACAAAUCUUCAAAUGGGGGUGCAGGACACCCAGACGUCGUCUGUCAGAGAGAUGAAGCCCGUUUGGAUCCAUCACAGUUUCAGCGUUGAAACUUGCAGUAUAUUCUGUAGCUCCAUAUCAUUUUUACUUAAGUUAAGUUCUGCAGAGUUCGAAUAUUGAAAAGCAAUAGUGUCAAAUUUUACAUCCUCUUCCAAAACAUCGUUCAAUCAUCCCAAAUUUUGUAGCUGCGCAUCAAACAGUGACUAUAGCGGGCAAGGAAGAAAGGUAGAUUGUAGUCCUAUAAGAAAAACUCUUGUCUCCGGGAUCCCCAGAGAAACUUUACUCAAUCGCGAGUGAGUAAAAGGAAUAGAAAA